Messenger RNA from Malurus melanocephalus (red-backed fairy wren), 1244 nucleotides. Its product is annotated as prenylcysteine oxidase 1-like. Lineage: Eukaryota; Metazoa; Chordata; Aves; Passeriformes; Maluridae. Gene Ontology annotation, biological process: prenylcysteine catabolic process; prenylated protein catabolic process. The record is from RefSeq and is a predicted model, not a curated record. The annotation marks the transcript as partial. Gene Ontology annotation, molecular function: prenylcysteine oxidase activity. The transcript is spliced from 4 exons.
CCGCCCUUCGCCCUGUGCCCUGUGCCCGGAGCCCGGAGCCGGCGCCAUGUCGGGUCUCCGCUGCCUCCUGCCGCUGCUAACGCUGCUCGCCGCGCCCUGCCCGCCCGCCCUCAGCCUCCGGGAUGGGCCCGCCAGGAUCGGUGCGCCGGGGGAAAGCGGGGGGACACGGGAAAGCGGGGGGACACGGACGGGAUCAUUUUCCCAUCUUCUUCCUGAAGGCCUCUCAGAGACUUCAGGCCAGUACAGCCUUAAGGGUGUUUACAAUGGGGAGGAAUUUGUGUUUGAGGAGAGCAGCUGGUCYUUCAUCAACUUCCUCAAGCUKCUGUGGCACUAUGGCCUCAACCCCCUGCGCAUGUCCAUGUGGGUGGAGGACAUCCUGGACAAGUUCAUGAGAUUCCUGCUCCUGCAUUCUUUCCAGCCCCAAAAGGAUGUUUAUCCCCCACUCAUUUUCCCCACUCUGAUGGUGGAAAUCCUUGCAGGUGCCCUGUCGUUGGCCUGGGUGCAGUCAGGCCUUUGGUCUGUGAAAGGKGGGAACAAACUGGUGUGCAGCGGCCUCAUCUACUCCUCCAAGGCUGARGUUAUCCCGGCAACAGUUGUGUCCAUUGAGCCAAAAACCAGACCCAGGCCUGGUGGGGACCCGGUGAAGCUGUACCAGGUCACCUACAACACGUCCUCGGGGCUGACAGGGGACACCUACGACAUCGUGCUCAUCGCGGCCCCGCUCAGCCACAGGAUGGCCAACAUCAACUUCCAGAACUUCGACCCUCCCAUCCCAGAAUUCCCAAACCCCUUCCACCAGACCGUCACUACCCUGGUGCAYGGGCGCUUGAACGCCUCUUUCUUYGGCUACCAGGACCCCCAGGCCUUUCAYYUGGGGGCCAUUUUCACCACRGACAACCCCAAACUGUUCUUCAGCAGUCUGGAUGUGGUGUCACCGGUGGAGGAUUCCAGCACAGGUGGGAAGCUGCCAUUACAAUUUGCUGUCUGGAGAGUGUUCUCCAACGAAGUGCUCACCAAGGAGCAGCUCAAUCUGCUCUUCUCCUCCUACGACUCGGUGAAGGUGAAGCCGUGGUUGGCGUAUCCCGAGUACAGCGCCCCCGAGAAGUUCCCUCCCAUCGUCCUGCAUGARCACCUGUACUACCUGAACGGGCUGGAGCGCGCCGCCAGYGCCAUGGAGAUGAGCGCCAUCGCCGCCCGCAACGCCGCCCUGCUCGCCUUCCACCGCUGGCACGGCCACAGCGCCA